AUGGCGUCCUCAAAGCAUACGAUAGCUAUUCCAGGGCAGCUCCUUGGCCCGGCUGCCAAGUAUCUGCCCGGCGCAGGCACGCAUAUCCACGAAGCGAACCUCUACGCAUCGCUACUCGGCGUAGUCCACAUUGCUCAACCAGCAAAGGCCCCAGGUCCCUCGAAGCGACUGACCAAGAUCACCGCACCUCCCCCAGCGGAGCUCCCGACCAUCUCAAUAUCGCGGUCCGGCAUAUCAGAGAAGCGGGAAGUGCUACCGGAGGUGGACAACAUUGUGCUCUGCCGUGUUACGAGGAUCACGCCCCGACAAGCCGUGGUCGCAAUUCUUGUUUGCGGCGACACGGUUCUAGAUGCCGAAUGGCAAGGACUCAUCCGAGUGCAGGACGUCAGGGCGACGGAGAAGGACAGAGUGAAGGUCUACGAGAGCUUCCGGCCCGGUGACAUUGUGCGCGCAAAAGUGAUUUCACUCGGCGAUCAAGCAAACUACUAUCUCUCGACAGGAAGCAACGAGCUGGGUGUCAUCAUGGCCACCAGCGAGGCUGGAAAUACCAUGUAUCCUGUCAGCUGGAAGGAGUACAAGGAUCCGGAGACCGGGCUGAGCGAAGCCCGGAAGGUAGCGAAGCCAUACUGA
Messenger RNA from Phaeoacremonium minimum UCRPA7, 630 nucleotides. RefSeq names its product putative 3 -5 exoribonuclease csl4 protein. NCBI's taxonomy places the organism in Eukaryota, Fungi, Ascomycota, Sordariomycetes, Togniniales, Togniniaceae. The transcript is spliced from 2 exons. The record is from RefSeq and is a predicted model, not a curated record. Bases 1 to 630 code for a protein of 209 amino acids. Gene Ontology annotation, biological process: RNA processing. Gene Ontology annotation, cellular component: nuclear exosome (RNase complex); cytoplasm. Gene Ontology annotation, molecular function: RNA binding.